This is a messenger RNA of Striga asiatica, 342 nucleotides long. The record is from the annotation of a GenBank genome assembly. Lineage: Eukaryota; Viridiplantae; Streptophyta; Magnoliopsida; Lamiales; Orobanchaceae.
AUGGAAUCAAAUGUUGCUCAGACGGGGACACCAUCAUCAUAUACGGCUCGUCAGCAAAUGUCAAUCACUCCUGGUGGCGCUAAGUAUUGGAUACCACAGUGUGAUGAUCCCCUUAAACCUUAUAAGGGGCAAAAAUUCCGAACACUGGAUGAUGCAAUAACCUUCUACAAGACAUACGCGUAUGCUGUUGGUUUUGAUAGCACCUUGAUCAAGGCACGUGAUAAUAAGACCAUACUUUGGAGGUAUCUGAUUACACUAUCGAGGUACGAGCAUGUCUUACAUAUUUCACUGAUCGACGUAUCUAAUUACAUGCAGACAAUGGGAGUCAAUGAGGGCGGAUGA